AUCUGUAAACGUGUAAAACCCUUUUUCUCAGUGCAUCUGCUGCACCCCUUUGUCCUGUGCUCUGACCAUAAUUCAUGGAAAGUUUUAUAUUUGAAAAUCUGGCCGUGGAAAGGAGAAGGAGCAGGGUGCGUCGAAAUAAUGGAGAAACCGAGCACAGUUAUUGUUGCGUUAUAAAUCUAAUUAGAAUAUGUGAGCAUCCGGAUGGCCCGUAUCUGAAUAUGCACGUAGACUAAACCAAUUCCAACCCACCGCCUCACCUCCAACCGAGACUCAUUUCAUAUGCUCACCGCAUCUGGCCGCAUCUGAAAAUUGCCAAUGGCGCCGCUGCGUCUGGGGUAAUAAAUUUGAUUUGUUUCAAAUUACAGAAGAGAACGCAAUUUCUUUUUUUUAUAUUUCGUUUUUCUUUUUAUUUUUGGUUGCAUUUUUUCGGCUGAGCCGGCAAAUCGAAUUGAAUUUUGUUGAAUCCUUGGAGCUGCGGUUGCUUUCUGUGGGCAAUCUUCAUAAUUUACAUAAGCAAAUCAAAUUGUAAACGCAGUACAAAGACAAAGAAAGAGGCUGAAAACAGGGAGUCUGAGUCGUCUUUCAAUGGAACUAUGUUGAGUGGAUGGCGCAGAUUUUCCUUCUUGUUUUACAAAAAAAAAAUAAAUGUGUCAGCUUUUUGCGGAAAGCCUUCUUUGUUUAAGUCAAUGCGUCAGUGGAAAAUUUAGCUCAAGUGUGGCGAGAGUGUGGAGAAAGUUGAAAGGAUUGCCACCCGGAAAAUGAAGAGUGUGAAUCCUGGAAAACCAGGGCUAAAGGAAAAAUCACUUUGAAGUGAAAGUGUUCAAUAUGUGUGUGUGUGUGUGUGUGUGUGAGAGUGUGUGCCACUUUCUGCCCAACACUAGAUGCAACAAUCGUGGAACAACAAUCGUGGAAACUUGGCAACUCUGCUUGCCAGAAAUACAUGACAGGUAACUUUUUUUACUGGCGUGCAUCGUGAUUAGUGAAAAUUGUGUAAAAAUUUUUGUACAAAUUGUGGGAGCAUUGAGAAACCAAUUCUAUCAAAAAAUCGUGGAAAUUCUAUAUACAAAAACACCGAAAUUGGGACAGAAUGAAACCCUUCAGAUCGGCACCUUAAGGUAGUGUAAUAACAAUACCCUUCGUUUACGAAAAGCUUUAUCUUGGGGUUUCCCUGAUUUUCCAGAGCACCCUUUCUAAGAUCUUUAAAAAAUCGAAUCGAACAUUGUCCGGCGUUCAAUUUGCUGUCAACUCUUUGCUUACUAGGAGUGACAGAUUAGAGUCCCGGACACACAACAUAUUCUUUAGCAAUCUGCGUUUGCGUACGCACAUAUAUAUAGAUAUAUGUCGUUUGGAUCGUGAUUAGGCCAUAUCGGUAGCAAUGUCCACUGCCCUGGCAAUGGCAGCAGCGGCAUCCUCGGGUGCCACCGCGGCAGCAACAGCAGCAGCAGCAGCAACAACAACGACAACCAUUAGCAACACCACAGCGUCACCGGCAACCAACACCACUACCACCACCACCACUGUCUUGAACACCACCACAAAAAUUGAAGAAGGAGCAGGAGCCAUUGCUGCUCCCAAAGCUUUGGAAACCGAAGAAUCUGGAAAAGACGCAGCCGAAGAUUUGGAAUCUGGUGCCCCAAAACCAAGGAGGCAACGCAAGACUACGAUAGUACACACCUGCCCCCGACCGCCGGGUGGCUACAAGUACUCCAUGGAGUUUCUCUACGGGAUCGGCAGUGGCAUGGCUGGCAUGACUCUUAAUAUACCCACGCCCUCUUCGAUAACACCAAGAACGAUGCGAACCACGCCUCCUUUGCUAACCAACCCUAUGCCGUUACUGUCUACCAUGGGAGUGGCAACACCACGUACCGCUGGCUUCAGUUCAUCCGGAAUGCGUUAUCCCGCAGGAGUAGGAACCGCAGGUGCAAAACCAGCGACAGCGACAGCGGCAGCACCUGCAGCAGCAACAGCAGCGCCCACAACACCAACUACCUCUACAGGAUCAGGAGCCGAAGGAGUGACUGGAUCGGUUGCACCUGGUGGAUUGCCAACUGGCGCAGCGGCCAUGCCAGCUGCUCAGUUCAUCUACCAGGGAUACUUACCCACUGGGCCCCAGCGACGCUUGUGGCAUACGGAGAAUGCCGUCUGGCAGUUUGACAGAAAUUAUCCCUACAACCAGGCGUACUCCUCCCAGUAUGGGAUACCAAUGAUGCCGGUGGGCUUUGAGCAUCCAUAUGGACAGCGAAUUAUAUAUCCCGGAUAUUUCAAUCAGGCCACGGGCGGAAUACAUGCGGCAGCAGUGCCAGGAAUGGCUAGAACCAAUCGUCAUGUAGCCCAGCAGCCACAACUGUUGGCCCAGCCAGCGGUGGGUACCGAGACUAGCGAGGAAGCCGUUCCAAGCAUUGGAAAUGCUCCGCAGGUAAGCAGCCCCUGGCGUUAUGGCAGACCAGGAGCACAGCGCGGAUCCGGACGACAGGCUUUGCCCGCUGCAACGAGUACCACUGUAAUUCACAGGGAUUCAAAGACAUUCUAUAACAGCAUCACCGGCGGAAUGGGUGGAGGACCACGCUUUAAAGCUCCCUUUGUUGCGAAUUCCCGUAAUUUUCAGGCAGGAGCUGUUACAGCCGGAGGAGAAGCCACGGCAGCAGCGGUGGCCACAAAUUCUGCCACUGCAGGAGCAGCCAGCCCUAGCGAUCAGAAUUUGACCAAUAAGCAGGGAAAUCGAGGAGCUUCUUCUAAUAAUUAUUCCAGAAAUCGUAACAAGAGGGGUGGCAAGAGCUCGGCGAGCAAGGAUCAUACCUCGCACUCUUCCGGAUCUCUUUCGAAUUCCUCCUCGAAAUCCCAUUUGGACCGUCGGCAUAGUUCGAGCACAUCCAUUUCGACACCCAAGCAUCCGAAUCGCACUUAUAGGAACCGGAUGCGUUACAAUGUAGUAGAACCAGCGGAGCCAAAACCAGUGACACCAACCUCACCUGUGAGUACCUAUCAGCCACCACCUCUGCCACAACCUGGGAGUCGCAGAGCUGCCAAGUUUCAAGGAGCGAAUACAUAUCAAGGACAAACUGCCAAUCGACAGCAAUCACGUUACUAUCAGUCCCGUCACAUGGAUGGCUGUGUCUAUCAACCCGGACACUAUAUGAUUGGUGCAACGGGAGCACCAGUUUUGGGAUCCACAGCAGCAGCAGCAGCACCAGGAGUAGGAGGAGGAGGAGUACAAAUGGCAGGAGUAGCAGGAGGAGGUAUUACAGGAUCUAGUGGCGGCGGAGCAGCCACGGUCACGGCCAGCAGCGCCAACUCGGAGGGCGAGCAGCCGCUGGAAUCGGACUUUGAUCAGCGCCAGGAACUGGCUGACUUGGGUCUGGAUCCAGCCAAUGGCGGCUUAUCCUCCGACCUGGAGCCGCUAGGUUUUAAGCAGGACACCUCCGAGCUGGACGCCAACUCGUUGCUGCAAUCACGCCCAAGUUCCGAAGUUGACGGUGAUGAUGGCCACUCCUUUGUCAGCUUGGCUCUCAGUGUAGAGAGUGAUGUAACCGAGAGUGACCUCAGUGAUGCCUCCGUGGAGUCGGUGGUGCGGAAUAUAAUGGUCAGCUGCCUAGCCCUGGCCACUGGAGCUCAAGAGCCCGAUCUUAGUGGUCCAAAUCUGGUUCCCUACGGCGAUAUGCAUCAUCUUAAGGAGCUGGAGAAGAAGUCACAGCCAACUGGUCCAACCAACGGGUAUAGAUGCCAGAUGCAACAUCAUCAUUCGUAUCGCCCUUACCAUCCGCAACUCAGUCCCAGAGGAAUGAGUUGCUGCGGCGAUAUGUUGAGUCAGCCGUCGGACGAUUUGGUCUUUAAGCUGGACCAGCAGGAUGUCUUUGGCAAUGGGAAGAGACACUUGAAGGAGAUAGCUGAGGAGCAUGAUGACAACUCGGUGGAGUCCAAUCUAUCCUGCACUCCGUCCGCCUCUUCCAGCAAGAGUGACAUGCCUGGAACGGCUGCCAAGGCCAAUAUCAUAAUGAUAGAAGAAACUUCUGAGGAUGAGCUGCCCUUGGUGAUUCACAAUCGAUAUUGGCGCGAGUUCUUUGGCUAUACGCCAGCAGAUCGCUUUUUGCUCAGAGCCAAGUUAGUGGAAAUGAAAAGACCACCGAAAAACGAGGCCAAUAGAAAGAAAUGGGAGCCAUUGUCCCUUUCGAUUUGGAAGAAGUUCCUCGAUGCUCAGCAGACGCGGCAUGUUUACAAGACCAAGAUGAGACUAUGGCGUUCCAUUUACACAGUGGCCAUGACUAACUAUCCCAGAUAUGGCUUGUAUUUGGUGGGAUCUUCUAUCUCGAACUUUGGUUCCAAGUGCUCGGACAUGGACAUAUGCAUGUUGGCCUGCACGAAUCCCAACAUUGAUCCCCGCAUGGAGGCCGUUUAUCAUUUGCAACUGAUGAAGGACCUGCUAAAUCACACGAAUAUGUUCCAGGACUUCAAUCUAAUCGAAGCCAGAGUGCCCAUAUUGCGUUUCACCGACCGACAACAUAAAGUUGAGGUGGACAUCAACUUUAAUAACUCUGUUGGGAUCAGGAAUACCCAUCUCCUGUACUGCUAUUCCCAGCUGGACUGGCGAGUUCGUCCCAUGGCCUUGACGGUGAAACAGUGGGCCCAAUAUCAUAAUAUUAACAAUGCCAAGAAUAUGACCAUUUCGAGUUACUCCCUCAUGCUGAUGGUCAUACAUUUUCUGCAAGUAGGAGUUAAUCCUCCGGUUUUGCCAUGCCUGCACAAACUAUAUCCGGAUAAGUUUGGACUACUGCAGCCUAGUGAUUUUGGAUAUGUGGACAUGAAUGAGGUAAUGCCUCCGUAUCAGUCGGAGAACACCCAAUCUCUGGGUGAGUUGCUGCUGAGUUUCUUGCACUAUUACAGUAUGUUCGAGUAUGGAAAAUAUGCCAUUUCCAUACGGGUUGGUGGUGUCCUGCCCAUAGAAGUUUGCCGGGUGGCCACGGCACCCAAGAAUGAUAUACACCAGUGGAAUGAGCUGUGCAUCGAAGAGCCCUUCGAUCAGACGAAUACAGCCAGGUCAGUGUAUGAUUCGGAUACCUUUGAGCGGAUCAGAGCCAUAUUUAUGGCCAGCUAUAGAAGACUGGACACCGCAAGGACUCUAAAUUCUAUAUUCGAGGGUUAUGAUGGACCCACCAUUCUGAUGCAGCAGGCUACGUUAGAUUCGGAGAAUGAGUUCUUCGACGGUCAGAACCAGCAGAUGCUGGCUAACAGAGGCUCCUCCAGAUCUACUGGUAAGAUGACAUCAUCGCGACCUUCGACACAAAUGGUGGACAAGGCAUCGACUGCCAUUUGGGAUGAGAUAAAAAGAAAAGCGGAUAGCCUGGCCGGCAAAUGCAACAACAACAAUAAUGAUGAUGAUACGAACAGUGAAAGUGCUGGCACCAAAAACAAUAUCUCCGAGAAGAUGACCUCCAAGGAUGACUCUGUACGCACAGAGCCACCGAUUGCAUAAAAAAACUCUCAUCAUUAUCAUCACAAAUCAAAAUGAAAAUCCAAAAAAUACAGCACACAUAGAAGAACAAAAUCUACACCCACUCAUACAAUCCUCAUCCAAAAAAGAAUAGAAAAUCAUUUUAUAAAACCGGUAAUCAGGAUGUAAAAAAAAAUUGAAAGGUUGUGAACGGAAGUUUUUUGUAGUAGUUGCCGGACGCUCUUUUAAACCGAUUUAAAUUUGACGUUGGAUAAUUAAAUAUGCAUAGUAGGAAAUUAGCCGAUUUCGAUUCGAUUCACUAUAUGUGAAAUGACCAAAUAAAUAUGAAAACACUUCUAUAUCUAUCUCAACGCAAAGUCGGUCGCAAAAAAAACCACAAGAAUCUGCGAAAAAUGCAACAAAAUGUUUUCUCACUGUGUUUGCGUACCUCAACGACUAAACUUGUUUUCACAAGCUUCCGAGCAAGAUGAUUGCUUAAUAAACAUAAAUAAAGCCUGGUAAAACAAAUCACUAAAAAAAAAAAUCAACAAAAAAAUUAACAAAAUUUGAAAAAUGUAAAAAAAAUAUAUAUAAAUAUAAAUCAGUUUUGUAGAGAGUAGGGCCUUACACAUUUUUACAUCAAAAAAUUAGUACUUUUCUAGAAAAGUUUAGGUUUUUAGGUAAUAGACAAAAAUUACAAAAAAAGCUUUAAAAAAAAACAUAAAAUAAAUAAUAAUACAAAAAAAAACAUAAAACAUGAAAUUUGUAACAAAAAAUACAACAAAAUUUCUGACAAAACUGUGUAAAAUGUAAAAAACGCGCAAAUCUUCAAAAAAAUGCUUACGAGUUAUACGGUUGGGUUAGUUGCUCAGCCAAGAACUUAAAUAAACUUGAUGAUAGCGCCAAAAAAAA
Molecule: messenger RNA, 6337 nt
Organism: Drosophila eugracilis
Lineage: Eukaryota; Metazoa; Arthropoda; Insecta; Diptera; Drosophilidae
Gene: Gld2
Product: poly(A) RNA polymerase gld-2 homolog A
Exons: 3
Coding region: 1376-5467 (1363 amino acids)
Cellular component (GO): cytosol
Molecular function (GO): poly(A) RNA polymerase activity
Source: RefSeq, a predicted model, not a curated record